AUGGGCGGUAAUAAUAAAGGUGGCAGUAGAGGCAGCCCCGGUAACAGUAAAGAUCUUCGUCUCCUUUGUGGUCUUGCUGAAAUUGAUUUUCUACUUCUUAGCAAUGCGGUAUUUGACCAUUUAGAAAUAUCUGUAGAAGGACAUAUGUUGGAGGCGCUAAAGGAAAUGAAGGAGUGUAAGAAAGCGGCACUUGCCUCAUUAUUAAAACCUCUUCUUGCUGCUAAAUUAGAGAAGAAGGAAUUAUCACCAUGUUGCGGGAAACCACCGCCGCCUCCGCCUACUCUUGUAUUAAUGCCAGCAGCUCCACCGCCAAGUUGUCUACCACCAGCGCCGCCACCGCUGUGUCUUCCACCUCUACCACCACAAUUACCACCCAUUAUAUUAUCAGCACCACCACCUGCCCCUCUAUGUUUGCCACCACAGCCACCUCUUUUACUACCCGCCCCCCCACCAGCGCCAUAUUUUCUCCCAGCACCACCUCCAGCACCACUGUUCUUGCCUGCGCCUGCUCCAGCACCGCUAUGCUUACCGGCACCGGCACCCGCCCCAAUAUUCUUACCCGCCCCUCCACCUGCACCCAUGUACUGCGCCCCACCACCACUGCCACCAGCGCCAGCCCCGUUAAUCAUAUCUUUGGUUCCACCCGCGCCACCUCCUUGCUGUGCCCCACCACCUCCCGGCCUUCCAAUGACCGCAUUCAUGGUUCCGCCUCCAGUACCCGUAACGUUAGAACCAAAACCCAUAGAGCUGCCAACUUGUGGUUAUACUAAUUCUCUAGCUGUCCCUCCCUUGGUUUUCUUUGAUGACAUUUACAUACACCCUGGCUAUGGCACAUCUGCUCAUCCUUGGGCAUAUUGGAGUCCAUCUAAAGGUCUACAAGUAAUAUUCGAACGGGAGAGAAUCUUAAGGCGGUUCGAUCUUAAGAAGUACACCUUAAAGAUUGCUACCCCGCUAGGACAAUAUUCUGAAGAUUGGUACAAUGGCACUUUUAAAGAGUAUCUAAUGGAUAUCUCGAUGCCAGAGCGUGACUCUGGCGUACGCUGUGCAUAUAAAGCAUCUGUACUUCUCAUCGAGGCGUUGAAUGCUACACAAGAACUAGUUCCAACAGAGUUGUGGAGUACAGAAGUAAAUAACAGCAGUAUGCUUCUAAUGCUGUCGUACGGUACUGCGGAUCUUGCUGGUGGAAUUCUUAGGAUUUUACCCUACCGCCUCACGCGACUGGACUACGCAAUGCCUAUUUGGCCUUUUCGCGUGGGUUUCACAUAUAUAUCUGAACGUGAAAGUAGCAGUAACAUGUACGUAGAGCCAUUUACAACAGGAGUAUGGUGGACGUGUCUUGGCUUAGCUCUCGUCAUGAUUCUUGCUCAGAGAAUGACUGCCAAAAGACCUGUGGAGAAGGAAGGCGCUUAUAUGGCCGUGAUCGCAACAUACUUACAACAAGAUGCAAGCGCGGUUCCGGAGGGAUUCUCCGGUAGAUGGACUUUUGUGGUAUUAUCUAUAUCAUCUAUGUUGAUCCACGCAUAUUAUACAUCAGCUAUAGUGUCAGACCUCAUGAGCACUGGCCGCAGCGGCCCCGACUCCCUGCGGUCGCUGGCCGAUUCAAGAUACUCUAUUGCAUCUGAAGAUUACGAUUACAUGCGAUAUUUGAUGUUUGAUGUCCGAACAAACUGGGAGGAUCUCGAAUAUUUAAAAAAGAAAAAGCUAUCAUCCCGGUUUUAUUACGAUAUUGAAAGCGGAGUGGAACUACUGCGAAAAGGGAACACUGCCUAUCACACAGAAUACAACCAGCUGUAUCCUCAUUUGAAGACAUUUACAGAUGACCAGUUGUGUAAGUUACAAUAUGUGGACACAAUACCCGAGUCCGUUACGUGGGUGACAACGACAAAACGUGGACAAUGGAUAGACAUUUUUCGUUCAAAGGGUGGCUGGCUUCACGAAACAGGACUGGCGCAGCGACUUCUGUCUCAGAUUAGAAUCCGACCACCGCCUUGCAGAGCUGCCUUAUUAGCUGAAAGAGUUAAAUUUGGAGACAUUGCUCCGGUUCUUGGCUUGUCCGUACUCGGAUCUGUACUGUCUUUCGUUAUAAUGGGCUUGGAGAUUAUUUUCGCUAAAAUGGAAAAAGGGAAGCAUCUGACGUCGCUCAACGAAAGGAUGAACCAGAUGAUCGAAGCACUUUAUUCUUCAUUAAUUUCGAAGCCGAAAUCAUCAAGCGCAGGAAGAGAGAGCAGUUCAGAAUCAGUAACAGGGCAUGAUUAUUCUCCAAGCACAGUUUCCUACGAAACGGCAUAUUAUCCACAAGCGUAUUCGAUGCCAGUGACUGCUUCAUCGUCACCCCAAUACAUAUAUUACUCACCAUCUCACUCUCCAGUGUCAACAGCAUUACCAUAUGCGCCAUCUUUGUUACAUAAUCCUCCAAUGCCCCUCCCUGCGCCAUCUCUUCCAAGUUCCUACUACCCAUCGCCUUCAGAGCCGCCAGUCCCUUUCCCGGAGUAUCCAUAUUCAUUAAAAACACAACAGGCAUGGCCAUCAACCUAUUCAUAUGAGCAGUACUCGUAUCCCCAACUACCAUACUCACCACCCGGGUUAUACUCGCCGCCCUCACCGCCUGUUACACAUUCACCGCCGCCUGUGACACAUUCACCGCCGCAGUAUUCGCAUCCCACACCUCCACAGUCGUACGAAUACAAGUUUUAUCCCACAGAUUAUCCGCCGCCCCCUCCCAGUCCUCCCAGACCUUAUCAACCAGUUCCAUCUCCGCCUCAUUAUGCUCCAUUACCUGAAUAUUCUACACUUCCUCCGCCUCACUCUUACUCUAAUCCACAAUACCCAAAGAUAGACGACAAUGGUAAUGAAGUUGAGAUCAUAUAUAGUUCACCCGAACUCGAUGAUGAAGUUAUCAAAGACUUCAAAGAAGCGAAAGAGGAUUGGAUUGAUACAUUUCUGCAAUCAGACGCAAUUCUUUUCCCCUCAUCGUCCACCGUAUCAAUGACACAAGUAUUGAAAUCAGAUAAAUCACCAGAAGAACAAUUAGAAGAAAUCAAAGAAAUAGCUACAACAUUAACAAAAGCAAUUCAAAGUGAAAUUACAAACCUCCUUACACAUGCUCUAAGCUUUGUAGAUAAAGAUACUGAAGAAAAUAAUCAGAGGAAGAAAAGAUCUAUUGAUUCUCCAAUGGACAGUACUAAACUUGUGUGGAGACUUUUGAAGCAUAUUAAAUCUAAUAAUGAAUUUCAGAAUAUCGCUAUUGAAAAAAUGAUGUCGGCUCAAGAGAUUGCUGAUAAAUAUGGAAUAGAAUUUAAUCCUGACACCGAGAUUUUAUCAGAAUUAGCUGUGGCUGCUAAUGAACAAGCAAAAGAACUGACAUCUAUUUUAACGGAUGCUAUCAAUAUGAAGAAUGUAACUCAAGAAGACUUAGUUCUUAAUGAAAACAAAGAGCGUUGUAUACAAAUCGAAAACCCUGAAAAUAUGACUUAUCACAUUCAUUCUCAUGCCCCGUUUGAACAAGACACAAGGACUAAUAAGACUACAGCUCAUAUUGAUGAACAUUCGCCAAUGCAUGCAGAACAUAAUCAGGUACAUUACACUGAUCCAUACACUACCUACAAUUAUUACUUCAGUCACCCUCACGAAACACAAAUUCCAUCACCGCCAACUAAGGAUCAAUACUGCAACCCUCCAGUUACUCCGAAACAAACUUUCUACGACGCAGUAUCAUAUAAUCCAACAUCUGAAUAUUACGGACCUUAUUGUUCUCUAGAACCUCAAUCAGCCACUUACAUAAUUCCUAUUGAUAGUUUUAUGGAACCCGAACCAGAGUUAGUAGGUGAAGAGUUUGAAGAAACUAUUUCUUCUAAAAUCUACGUUGAUCACGAGGAAGAACCUGGUGUAGCAACUGUCAACCAUGUAAUGACUUAUACAAUUUCUGAGAAAGCUCAUUACAGAACACCUCAAAUUGAAAGUCUGCCUCAACAAAUGCAGUACUACUUCUAUUUAAUGUAA
This is a messenger RNA of Parnassius apollo (apollo), 3999 nucleotides long. The record is from the annotation of a GenBank genome assembly. NCBI's taxonomy places the organism in Eukaryota, Metazoa, Arthropoda, Insecta, Lepidoptera, Papilionidae.